Solanum pennellii is the source of this 1576-nucleotide messenger RNA. Its product is annotated as E3 ubiquitin-protein ligase RHF2A-like. The transcript is spliced from 10 exons. NCBI's taxonomy places the organism in Eukaryota, Viridiplantae, Streptophyta, Magnoliopsida, Solanales, Solanaceae. Bases 166 to 1185 code for a protein of 339 amino acids. Gene Ontology annotation, molecular function: ubiquitin-protein transferase activity. The record is from RefSeq and is a predicted model, not a curated record.
UUCUAAGUUUCAAGGGUUUCUUUAAUGGGACCUUAGCAUUCAUUUCUCUUAUUUUCAUGGCAAAAAAUAUCAGAGCUUUAAUCUUUCUAAUUUAUGGAAAUUUUUUCCCUUCCUUUUGACCCAUUUUCCAGGACAUAUUUCUAAUUCAUUUUUGAGGUUCUGGAAAUGGACGACGAGCUCAAGAAAGGGGAGAGUCAUAUCACAUCAGCUGCAGCUUUUGUGGAAGGAGGAAUUCAAGAUGCCUGUGAUGAUGCGUGCAGCAUUUGUCUGGAAGCUUUCUGCGAUAGCGAUCCUUCAACGCUAACAAGCUGCAGGCACGAGUUUCACCUCCAGUGCAUCCUCGAAUGGCAUCAAAGAAGUUCUAAUUGUCCAAUGUGUUGGCAGCCUUUAAGUCUGAAAGAUCCUACAAGUCAAGAAUUGCUUGAGGCAGUGGAACAAGAGAGGAAUAUUAGGUUUAAUCAGGCAAGAAACGCUACGAUGUUUCGUCGUCCUACUCUGUUGACCACGGGUAUGAGUGAGUCUGAACUCGAAGAGCGCAUUAUUCAGCAUUUGGCUGCUGCUGCAGCAAUGGGACGGGGACGCCACUUUGGUCAACGAGAGGGAUCAAGAAAUCGGCCAUCUCCCCAUGGUCGUCCGCAUUUUUUAGUGUUUUCAUCUCAUCCUGAUCCAUCUCCUACUGCUGCUGCUGAGUCGGAUUCUCGUCAAGCUAUAGCUGAUCCUUCUGUUCCUAUAACACCUGUCCGCCGUGAGACUGCACAGUUCUUGCCUCACCUCUCAUCUGGUCAAAGUAAUCAACUUUCUGCUUCAUCAUCUCGAUAUGUUCGCCCACAAACCGUUAAACAAGAAAUAUCUGUUGGCGAUAGAAGCUCUUCUGGUCCAUCUUUGACAGAAAACGAGGAUACCGAAGGACCAUCAGACCUUCAUUCAUUAUCGGAAUCCUGGAAAUCUCGAUUUAAUUCAAUGUCAAUGAAAUAUAGAGAAUCAAUCUCAAAGAGUACACGCGGGUGGAAGGAGAGAUUGUUUUCUCGAAGUACUUCUAUGGGACAGCUCGAGACACGGGAAAAUCAAACGGACAUACCUUCAAACGUUGAGCAGAGACACAACGAUGAUAUGGUUGCUCAUAAUGGAAGCAGAUUGAACGGAAAUAUUUCUACGACUUCCUCCGCGAGUACAGCUCGGAAUUAAGUCAUUAUUUAAUCAGUUGCAUGGCAAUAGUCCUCAGCAUUUCAUCUUUGAAAAGUGGCGGAUUUAGACUAGACGCAACGGGCUCUGCUAGACGCCAAGACUCAUAUGCGUCUAGCUCGGAGUAGAUUAUAGGUUUUUCAGCUCAUCAAUCUUCAAAUAUGAUAUGCAAGGACGACAACAACAACAACAAUUACGCCUUAAUCCCAAACAAGUGGACGAUUUACUAUUUUUUUUCGUGUCGAAUAUACAUUGUCUGAAAUGGAUAGCCAGAGAAAUGUUUAUAGUGUGUAAAUUAAAUAUGAGUUGAAUGUUAAAUUUCACUAAAAUUUGGCACCAAGGAGUUUGUCUUGAAUUUUUCACAUUAUAUACAUAAUACAAAUUGAAAAAUUGA